UUUCCUUAGCAUCGAGCUAAAAGCAUCACUGGCUGGAGGUUUUCAGAUAAAAAUAAUAAUAAAAGGGAUUAAUUACUGCAUUAGAAUGAUCGAAUCACCUGUUCUGCAAUGUGUUCCCCUGAGUGUAUGUGGAAUGGCUGCAGUGUGGCAGCAGGUGCUGGCAGUGGACGCAAGGUACAAUGCUUACCGCACUCCUACGUUCCCCCAGUUCCGCACGCAGUACAUCCGCCGGCGUAGCCAGCUGCUCCGUGAGAACGCUAAGUGUGGCUUUGAGCCGGGGCUGCGCAGGCAGUACCUGCGUCUGCGCAGCCAGCUGCUCGCCCUGCGCUACGGCCCGCUGUCCGAGCAAAGCAGCUUCAGAGCCAGCAGCGUUCGCAGCUCCCGCACCACACUGGACCGCAUGGAGGACUUUGAGGAGGACUCCAGGGCUCAGGGCGCUCGAGGUCACCGUCGUUCAGUGAGCCGCGGUUCAUAUCAGCUCCAGGCCCAGAUGAACAGAGCAGUGUACGAGGAGAGGCCUCCAGGCAGCCUGGUGCCCACCUCAGUGGCGGAGGCGAGUCGUGCCAUGGCGGGCGACACCACCCUGAGUGAGAAUUACGCUUUCGCCGGCAUGCAUCAUAUAUUCGAUCAACACGUCGACUCAGCUGUCCCUCGCCUUCAGUUCGCCAAUGACGACAAGCACCUCCUCGCUUGCUGCUCCUUGGACGGGACUCUGUCAAUCAUGACGCUGUCUCCGUCUCCCCCGACCGUUAAGGUGGCGCUGAGAGGGCACAUGGGUCCUGUGACCGAUUUCGCCUGGUCGCUUAGCAACGACAUCAUCGUGUCCACGUCUCUGGACGGCACGCUGCGGAUCUGGAACACGGAGGACGGUCGAUGCAUCCGCGAGGUUGCAGACCCGGAAUCCAGCGAGCUCCUUUGCUGCACCUUCCAGCCCAUGAAUAACAACCUCACUGUGGUGGGAAACAGUAAGCACCUGCUGCAAGUGGUUAACAUCUCCACAGGAAAGAAGGUCAAAGGAGGCUCGAGUAAACUAACUGGCCGCGUGCUGUCGCUGUCGUUCGACGCCCCGGGGAGGAUCCUGUGGGCCGGGGACGACCGAGGGAGCAUAUUCUCCUUCCUGUUCGACAUGGCCACAGGAAAGCUGACAAAAGCGAAGAGGUUGGUGGUGAGCGAAGGAAGCCCAAUCUCCAGCAUCUCCGCCCGCUCGUGGAUCAGCCGAGAGGCUCGGGACCCGUCUCUGCUCAUCAAUGCCUCUGUCAACAAGCUGCUGCUCUACAGGGUCGUGGAUAAUGAAGGCACACUGCAGCUGAAGAGGAGUUUCCCCAUCCAGCACAGCUCUCAGCAUCUCCACAGCAUAUUCUGUCCACUCAUGUCCUUCAGGCAGGGGGCAUGUGUCGUGACCGGCAGCGAGGACGCGUGCGUGUACUUCUUUGACGUGGAGCGCAACACUAAGGCCAUAGUAAACAAGCUGCAGGGCCACAGCGGCCCCGUGCUGGACGUCAGCUUCAACUGCGACGAGAGCCUGCUGGCCUCCUCCGACGCCACUGGCAUGGUCAUCAUCUGGAGACGCGAGCAGAAAUAACCGCACACGCUUCCAUGCGCAACAGCAGCUUCACUCACGUGCAAUGUAGAUAUUUUCAAAGCCGGUUAUUCCAGAGCCGAUCUGCUGUCUGGUCUCGUGCUGAUUUGUCGAACAUCAAACCGAGAUUUUUGUAUUUGUGUCCUACAUCAUCCCUGUGUGACGGUUUUAGAUUAGACCGGGUUUGAGUCUUGCUUGAAGCUAAUGCAUCAGAAUGUAUGGAGGGGGAGAGAGAAUGAAUGAGAGAAUGAUUGUAUUUAAUUCUGCUGUGGAUAAUGUGAUUGGGAUCUAUAUGUGUGUGUGUGUGUGUGUGUGUGUGUGUGUGUGUGUGUGUGUGUGUGUGUGUGUGUGUGUUUGAAAAAGAAAUGACCUUGUUGAACACUGAUUAGCUCCUGCUGGCUUACAAGAUAACACUAUUGUAUUUAUGCCUUCUUAUGAAUAAAUACAUUUCAUCCCACA
Silurus meridionalis is the source of this 2038-nucleotide messenger RNA. It is a transcript of the gene wdr13, whose product is annotated as WD repeat domain 13. The record is from RefSeq and is a predicted model, not a curated record. The transcript has 10 exons. Lineage: Eukaryota; Metazoa; Chordata; Actinopteri; Siluriformes; Siluridae. Gene Ontology annotation, molecular function: protein binding; promoter-specific chromatin binding. The coding region runs from base 86 to 1582 and encodes 498 amino acids. Gene Ontology annotation, cellular component: nucleus.